GCUAGUAUAUUGCUUAACUAUUCAGAGGCAAAUGUCUGAUCAAUUCAGAUAAGAGGUCUUAACCAUUCAGACUCUGUAUAAUACUUAACCAUUCAGAGGCAAAUCUCUUAACCAUUCAGACAUCUGAACCAUUAAGAGGCUGAAACAAACAGUCUGAACCAUUAAGUGCUGAACCAUUCAGACAUCUGAACCAUUAAGAGGCUGANUUAAGAGCUAGUAUAUUGCUUAACUAUUCAGAGGCAAAUGUCUGAUCAAUUCAGAUAAGAGGUCUUAACCAUUCAGACUCUGUAUAAUACUUAACCAUUCAGAGGCAAAUCUCUUAACCAUUCAGACAUCUGAACCAUUAAGAGGCUGAAACAAACAGUCUGAACCAUUAAGUGCUGAACCAUUCAGACAUCUGAACCAUUAAGAGGCUGAAACAAACAGCCCCUAAAUUAUUCAGAGAUAUUUGAUAUACUUUUUAAUAUUUAGGGGUAAAUUAUGCAAUUUUUAAAAAGUUUGAGAUUACAAUACACUUUUUAAUGUUCAGAGUAAGCCAUACAAUUUAAAAAAAGUUUCUGUUAAAAGAUCACUUACACUAUGUUUGAUUCAAGAAAUUUGGAAAGAAAAAAAAUAACAUUUUCUCAUUUUUUUUUUCUUCUCUUAGUACGACAUUCUCAUUUUUUUUUCUUCCAAAUUUCCUUUUUUACGAAAGAAGAGUUUAAUUUUUUCUCCUUGAAACAACCAUAGGUGCCCAACAGAAGCACCUCCCCGGCUCCCCGUAGAUCCGAAAUUACAUUGGAUGUGAUUUUUUGACCUUCAGUGUGUGUCGAUGGCGGUGGCUAUCAUCUUCAACUGUUAUUGAAGUGCCCCUUUAAUUUCUAGCAGAGAAGGCCCCUGUGGUUUUUGGGGAAGGGACUAAGGGAGUUACUUUUACCGUUUUCAUUUAGUAAGAAAGGGGAUGAAGGUGUUUGUUGGGAGUCCGGGUAGCGUGAGUGGGACGCUAUUGAGGAUUGGGCAAUGCUUGUUUGCAGCUGGCUCUAUUGCGGCCAUGGUUACCGCCUUUGGGUUUUCCAACUUCACUGCUUUCUGCUAUUUGAUCGCAUCGAUGGGUCUUCAAGUGCUGUGGAGCUUUGGACUUGCAUGUCUUGACAUAUAUGCUUUGAAGACAAAGAGAGACAUCUGUAGUCCAGUCUUGGUCAGCCUCUUUGUUGUGGGGGAUUGGGUGACAUCAACAUUAUCACUUGCAGCUGCUUGUUCCUCGUCGGGGAUAGUGGUUUUAUACUCGAGAGAUUUGAAGUUCUGCAACGAUCCAUCCCAACUCCCGUGUGUCAGAUAUGAGCUCGCAGCUGUCUUGGCAUUCAUAGCCUGGUUUCUCAUCGCCAUUUCUUCCCAUAUAAUGUUCUGGAUAUUAGCCUCCGUUUAAUUCGUUUUUCUAUUCAAGUUCACUAUUCUGAUCACGAGAAAUCAUCUGCUUUCUCUCAAUCUUCAACUUACUCUUGGGAUGGCGAUGACUUCUCUCCUGCGGGUGACCAACUAACUGCAUAGAUUGUAUUUUAAAAUUUUAGAUUAAUAUUUAAAUGAAUUGAAUUCAAAAUAGUUUUAAAAAUUAGACCAAUAAAAGCAAGAGUAACUU
This is a messenger RNA of Cuscuta campestris, 1615 nucleotides long. NCBI's taxonomy places the organism in Eukaryota, Viridiplantae, Streptophyta, Magnoliopsida, Solanales, Convolvulaceae. The record is from the annotation of a GenBank genome assembly.